UAUAACAGAAACAAACGGAUACUGCUCUACGGGAAGUCCCUCCCUCGCCAAUAACGUACAUUGGGUGCAUCCCGCUCCACCGUGAGAGGAAAACGCCCAGGACCGCGUAACCAGACACCGAGCACAGUUUUGCCCUCAGUCAGAAAGAAAUCGAGCUAUACUGCAACCAAAUCGGAUGAUACGACCUAGAUAACCGACAGAACUAUUUUUUUUAAAGGGAUUUCGUUCGUUAUCCAAGCACAGUUUCGCAAAAAAGUUUGGCCACCAUGAAGUUGUGUUUAUGGAUCGCGGCUCUUUUGCUGGUCGUCGUGGGCACCAACGCAGAUGGUGAACUCGAUCUUAUGGAUGCCUUCGGACUCGACCCAGAGCCUGAGACUGAGAAGCCAAAGAAACCUAUUUCAGGCGGUGGGGGUGAAUUUGAUCUCAUGGACGCCUUCGGACUCGAUGCUCUGGAUCCAGACCCAACAAACCCUCCCAAGGUCCCAGAGAAAGCCAAGCCCAAAUCCAACGAUGGUGAACUCGAUCUUAUGGAUGCCUUCGGACUCGACCCAGAGCCUGAGACUGAGAAGCCAAAGAAACCUAUUUCAGGCGGCGGGGACAGUGGAUUUGAUCUUGGCGAUGCUCUCGGCCCAGAUCCAGAGCCCGAAAAACCCAAGAAACCAACUUCAGGUGGUGGUGGGGACGGUGGGUUUGAUCUUGGCGAUGCUCUCGGCCCAGACCCCGACCCCAAACCAGCCGUUCCCCCAAAGACCGGAGGAGGAGGAGGAGGAGGAGGAGGAGGGUUUGAUGAUUCAGACCUCUGGGACGAUUCCAAAGGAGAGCUGAAACCUGAAGGAGGAGCUGGAGGACAGGAUCCCAACAACGAUGGCGGAGCAGAUCAGCCCCAAGAUCCGUGGGUCCGAGCGCUGCGGGUCCUAGAGGCUAACAUGCCGGAAGGCGUCCAUAUAUGGCUAGCCAACAUAAAGCACAGCCUGGUGCCCUUCUUAGAGCGCGCCCUUCAGCUGCUGGGCGGCCUCGCGUGAGACGCGGCCUCUCUCGCUUCCUAUUGGUCGCCUCCAGGGUGGGAGGAGUCCAGCACCUCCACCCGAACCCCCCACCCUGCCCCAAAAUAAUCAUAAACACAGGCUAGAUGAUGUUAUGGGGCUAACGCUAUCGAUGAUGCUAUGAGGCUAACGCUAUCGAUUAUGCUAUGAGGCUAGCUACAUGGUGUAUGUACCUUGAUGCUACCUCUCGUUUCCUAUCGCUCCGCCUCCAUGGAGGGAGAAGACAAUGCCCCCUCCACCCCCCCCCCUUCACCCCCGCCCACCCCCCCCCCCCCCCCCGUCUAGGAUAUUGGCACUUCAUGGUAAGGAUCCAUCUUUAGCCUCGUAGCAUAACGGUCCCAUUCAUGCUAGUCCUAUUUGAAGUUAUAUUUUAAGGUUUGUGUUUAGCGUCAGAAAUGCUCAAAGUCAAACAGAUGACUGAGGCGGGUGGUUGAUAUACUAUUGGGUGUGUUGUGUGUUUAUGUGUGCGUGUGUGUGUGUGUUCACACUCGCUCCUAUUGUGUUUCGUUCCUCCCGCACGGUUUAGCCCGAAGGGAAAUAUGAGUCAUCCGUGUGUUGGCAUGGAUAACAGACCAUAAUAUGAUGAGUGAAUGCCAUCCGGUACGCGCUCUGUUUCGUGUUUUUUUAAGCCGCCUGUCACUCAAACUUUGUGUGUUCUUUGUUAGGAUAGAAUAGAAUAGACUUUAAUUUCCAUUGUGUAGUAGGUCCAUAAAACUGAAUUUUCUUGUGCUAAAACAAUGCUCACAUAAACACUCACACAAUAAAUAGUAUAAAAUUUAAAUAAAUAAAAUAGAUUGGUUGAUGAUCUUUUGAAAGGACAAUGGCCGACAAAACGUUAAUCCCAUGAGAUGGUUCUAAUGCUGUAGUGUAAAUUUCGUUGCAGGCGUGCCCACAAUAAAAACUCUUCCACAGAAUCGGUACAAGGAAUUUAUUUAUGUGGUAGUAGCAGCUGAUCUAGUGAAACCUUCUGUCCUCAAAGCAGCUUUGAGGAUUAACCUCCAAACAGGAAGUACAUUUCCAUCCCACUUCCUGUUUCCAUUGCCUCGUAUGUGUCAUCAGUUCGUCUCGCAUCUCAGACGGCAUUCGUGUUGGCACGGACGUGGCGGCCAUUUUAUUUCCCCGCGGGGCGAAUAUUCGUUAUUUUAAUUAGCGUGGCUUGUGUCGCUAGCGCUUAGUGGCUUGUGUCGCUAGCGCGACGGGUUCAAAUUCUUCUCAAGAGGAGACACAGGAUUUAGCAGCGGGUUCACACCUUUGGAGAAACAGGUUGUGGUAUGUGGCCGCUGGUCUGGGUGUGGUUGGUGGAAUUCUCCAGCUUAGGUUAACUGACUUUUGUGACCAAUUAGCCAAGGCAAGGCAACUUUAUUCAUGCAGCAGUUUUCAUUCACAAGGCAGACUCAAAAGUGCUUCACGUGGAAACAUUUUCAUACAAUAAAAUUAUAUAAUAAAAUAGAAUAGAUGCGUAAAAGAAAAAAAUGGCAAAGUUAAAAAAUGCAUUGUAGAAAGAACAGAAGAGCUAAAGCACACAUAAAAGUCUGCAGUCUAGUUUUUGAAAGUGGUCAGAGUUGGGGGCAAGUCUUAAAUCCUCUGGGAGUUUAAUCCAGCGAUUCGCUGCAUCGUAAGUAAAUCCUGCUUUCCCAUGUUUCGUGUUUACUCUGGGGAUAAUUAACAGAUUGGUCUCAGAAGAUCUUAGUGUUCUACGAGGCUUAUGUAAGCUAUAAGAUAGCAAUAAGCUAGCUUCAAUUUCUGAAACAAAUUGUCCAAACAAAUGCGUUUAGACAACAAUGUGCUUUUUUAUGUUUGGUUUAUCAUGGUUAAGUAUUUAAAUACUGCUUGAAGAGAUUUUUUCUACUGCAAAAGAUUAAAUAAGCAAACAUAUAUUUGUGUUUACUUUGUAUUGGCGGCCUUCUCUUUUCUAUUGUGUCUCUAGGGAAGCCUGUUUCACCUGUGUGUUGGUUUUUUUACACUCCCUGCCGUCCUAAUAAAGACUGUCCCAUGCUCUCUU
Gadus morhua (Atlantic cod) is the source of this 3045-nucleotide messenger RNA. It is a transcript of the gene cd99, whose product is annotated as CD99 molecule. Gene Ontology annotation, cellular component: plasma membrane. The record is from RefSeq and is a predicted model, not a curated record. Gene Ontology annotation, biological process: homotypic cell-cell adhesion; positive regulation of neutrophil extravasation; T cell extravasation. NCBI's taxonomy places the organism in Eukaryota, Metazoa, Chordata, Actinopteri, Gadiformes, Gadidae. Bases 267 to 1022 code for a protein of 251 amino acids. The transcript has 16 exons.